ACAGACUGUUGGAGGUCAGACAAGAGCACUGAAGUCGAUUCUCACAUUACCCGUCCUCCUGUAUAACGUCGCGAUGUACUGCAUCUUCGGUCAGAUGGUAAAUGACCAGAGCGAGAGGCUGAUGGACUCAGCAUACAGCAGCGCGUGGGUGGACUUCGACGCUCGAUCCAGACGCAGCCUGCUCACCUUUUCAAUGGUGGUCGGGCAGCCUCUGAAAAUCAAAGUGGGAAAGAUGUACACGUUGAACAAACAGACAUUUUUGCAGGUGUUAAAUGGAUCGUAUGCGAUGUUCAACAUGCUUUAUGGAUCCCAAAGUAGCAAAUAACGUCCCAUUUUUCUACAUUGGCAUAAAAAACUCAGCCUACAUCUCAACGCAAGGAUUUCC
Schistocerca cancellata (South American locust) is the source of this 385-nucleotide messenger RNA. RefSeq names its product odorant receptor 43a-like. Lineage: Eukaryota; Metazoa; Arthropoda; Insecta; Orthoptera; Acrididae. Gene Ontology annotation, cellular component: plasma membrane. The record is from RefSeq and is a predicted model, not a curated record. Bases 74 to 325 code for a protein of 83 amino acids. Gene Ontology annotation, biological process: sensory perception of smell; detection of chemical stimulus involved in sensory perception of smell. The transcript is spliced from 3 exons. Gene Ontology annotation, molecular function: olfactory receptor activity; odorant binding.